AUGUCUAGUUUUGUUACUGUGAAAUGGAUGGAGCAAAAGAAGAAAGUUGCCAAGAAAGCAUUUCUUCCACCAGCACUCACUGGCUUAAAGCUCCAGCUUGCUCGACUUUUCGAUAUUCGCCCACCCAUGAAAAUAGAAGCAAUAUAUGAUCCGGAUGGCAAUCUUAUUAACUCCAUUUCAGACAUAAUCUCUGGCAUGGAACUCAUGUUCUCUACAAAUCCUCCUGAACAAAAUAAUCAAGAAUCGGAUGACGAAGUUUAUCUUGAAGAAGAAAAAACGCCAGAAAAGCCUCGCAACCCACCGAAAUUUGUUGUUGGACCAAAGAAAAUCCAGCCACCUCCUGGCCAUCAAAAACCAAUCAUCCCUCCUCAAAGAAGACGCCGUGAGAGUGAAGAAGUUGCUACCGAAGAGGAAGAAGAAUCUCAUGAAGAGCAAAAUAACAUUCAAAAACAGCCAAAAAGCAAAAAAUCUUCAAUUUCUAAAGCAGAUGUACCAUUAUCUAAUAGUACAUUCACUUCUCGUGCAAGCAUGAGCUCACCAAAGUCCAAAGGAAACAAGAAUGAUCAGGAAAUCGAAAAUAAUGCCGAUGAUCAGCCGAAAUCUUCAUUAAAUAAACCAAAUUCGCACGCAUCGUCAAGGAGAUCACUUACAGCUUCACUUAACAGCAAUAAAAAUAGCCUUAAACCAUCAAAUACGAAUAAUCAAACCAAAUACCAAGAAAUUGAUGAAGAAGCCAACGAAAACAUGGUUUCUGAUAUGGUCGAAGCCAUGGAAAACACAAUUUCAAGAGAAAUCGACCCAGAUGAUGAAGAUAUUCCAAUUUCCAACGAAGAAGGCGACGACGAAUACGAAAGAUCGCAAGAGAAGACUCUCGAUGACGAGAACCAACUACAAAAUGAAGAAGAUCAGAUCAUUAAAGAGACAAAUCGUAAAAUCGAAGAAUCUCCGAAGACAGAAAAAGUCGGACCACGCUACUCACCGCUAAAUCCGAAAUAUUCUCCGAAAUCUCUCAGCGGAAUCUCUUCUCCUACGAAAUCUUCGCCAAAGAAGGAAGAAAAGGGCCAAAAGCCAAAGCUUGAGGUCCAGAAAGACGAGAACCUCAAAGAUCUCGACACAAAUGAGUACUUCAACGAUCAAUCCGAAAUGACAGAAAAAUCAUUUGUCGAAAAACCAAAUGAAAGCAGACAGAAGUCUCCUCCAAGGAGUCUGAAUCGUAAUAAGUCUCCAACGAACGCAGGAAAUAAGGAACAACCGCCGAUGUCCUCUCCUACCGUAAAUAAUCCACCUCCGAACUCUUCUCCAAAGCGCACUCCUUCUUCUCAGAAAGGUAUUAAGUUCUCCAAUACAGAAUCUGCUCUUUUGAAUGUAGAUUUGGCUCCAAGAGAAUCUCCAAAGCCAAAAGCUCCAGAAAGAAGCGUAGUAAGCGAUUCAAAGCACACAACUCCUGAAGAACUACUAGAUCCAUCAGAAAUCGAGAAGAAACGCCUUGAAAAGCUCGGAAUCAACCACGAUAACAUUAUUCAAAGUUCCUUAGCUGCAACACGCGAAGAGAUUGUCAGUGAAGAUGAUUUCAGACAGGCGCUUUACGCUGUAUCCCCUAUAAUGCAAAGAGCAAUGUCCGAACUCUCAAAUCUCGAACAAAUUCAAUUGAGAGAAAUUCUGAGGAGCCAAUUGAAAUUUUUGGGUGAACUUCCCUCUUUCUCUCAAAAUUUGGAACGAAAUUGUUUCGAGUUUUUGAACACGAUUAUGACAUAUUCACGCACAGGAUCAGUCCAGAAUGUCCACGCAGCGUUAGUUGGACCGAGAUCUUCCGGAAAAUCAACAGUUUUGAGAAUUGUUUUCAAAAAACUUCUCAACAUGAUGGCAGCGAACGGAACACUCAAGCACACGUUCUGCUUCUUCAUAGAUGCCAAGGAUUUGCUCAAAGAUACAGUUCUUGACAUCUAUCUCACGAUUGUCCGAAAUACAAUCGCUCAAAUGGCCGCACAGAGGCUUGAUUUCAGGCAACACGCAGAUCUCCUCCUUGGCUACUACGAGAAGUUCCUUACUCUCGAUAACAUCACUCCUUUACCUCCGAAAUUUGCUCUCGAAGAUGAUUUCAGAGGCGCAGCGUUUAUUUUGCAAGAAAUGAACGAGACAUUGUUCACAACAUUGAACAAACAGAAGGAUAUCGAGAGAUUCAUGAUGAACGCCGUAGUUAUUCCAUUAACUUUUUCACAGGCUUUCGGAUAUUCGAAGAUUGUGUUUGGCGUUGAUCACAUGGAUGUUCUUGACGUAAAUAUGCCUGAAGCGCACUACAGUUCUCAAGUUCCUCUGAUCGAAUACUUUAAGAUGAUGAUUUCCGAUGGUUUCUACAUUAUCUCCUGCGAAGAUGAAGAGAGACUCUACUCUACAUUGGAUUCCAUCACAGAACAAGGUAUCAAGCUCUUGUCUCAGACCACUUUUACCCCUAUCUAUGACAUGGAUCAAGACGAUAGAAAUGUAAAUGAUGUCACUUUUCUUCUCAAUGUUGAAGGAGAAAAAUCUUCAGUACAAUUGAGGUUAGGAGACUGCGGAGGCUGCUCGGGAUACGUUUCUAAGUGGAAUGAGAUCGCUACUGAUGGAAAAACAAUGUUCUAUCAAUUGCAGAAGGAAAAGAAACAAACUCGCCAAAUUAUGAAGAUGAAACUUCAACUUUUGAAGAAAUUAAGAACAUUCGCUUCUACUAUCUUUGAAGAUAACUUCGAAAAUAAGCUCAAAGACUUCGAAGUCCAAGUUAAUGAAAAUUAA
This is a messenger RNA of Trichomonas vaginalis G3, 2769 nucleotides long. RefSeq lists its product as uncharacterized. Lineage: Eukaryota; Parabasalia; Trichomonadida; Trichomonadidae. Bases 1 to 2769 code for a protein of 922 amino acids. The record is from RefSeq and is a predicted model, not a curated record. The transcript has a single exon.